Molecule: messenger RNA, 933 nt
Organism: Meyerozyma guilliermondii ATCC 6260
Lineage: Eukaryota; Fungi; Ascomycota; Pichiomycetes; Serinales; Debaryomycetaceae
Exons: 1
Coding region: 1-933 (310 amino acids)
Biological process (GO): amino acid transmembrane transport
Cellular component (GO): membrane
Molecular function (GO): amino acid transmembrane transporter activity
Source: RefSeq, a predicted model, not a curated record
AUGUGUGGCGGGGUAAAGGGAAGACCAGCAUUUGGUUUCCAAUAUUGGAACAACCCCGGAGCUUUCAACAAUGGCUUCAGGGGGGUUGCCCUGACAUUUGUCUUUGCUUCCACAUUUUAUGCCGGUACAGAGGCCAUUGCUGUUGCGGCUGCCGAAACUAAAAAUCCUUCGAGGGCAAUCCCAAAAGCGAUAAGACAAACAUUCUGGAGAAUUAUAUUGGUGUACAUGGGUAUUGCUAUUAGUUACGGAGUCACGGUUCCUUAUAACGAUCCAUCAUUGAACAGCGGAACAAAAACGUUGAAAUCGCCAAUGACGAUUGCAAUAACCAGAGCAGGUUGGGAUCAGGCGGCACAUCUUGUCAAUGCCUUUAUUCUUCUUUCGUGCAUUUCUGCAAUCAAUAGCUCCAUUUACAUUGGGUCACGCACUAUCGUUAACUUAGCAGGAGAAGGAGCAGCCCCAAAGUUCUUGUCAAAGGUCAACAAAAUGGGAGUUCCUUAUAAUGCGGUUAUAUUGAUGAACUUGUUCGGUUUGAUAUCAUUGAUGAACAUCAAUACUGGUGCUGCGAAGGCAUACGGCUACAUUGUGAAUUUACUGGGUGUGGCUGUAUUUGUUGUAUGGGGCGCUGUGUGUUACCUCCACAUUAGGUUUCGCAAAGCUUGGAAGUUACAAGGACGUACCACGGAUGAGCUUCCUUUCAAAGCAUUAUGGUUCCCAUGGCUAGCAUGGGCAGGACUACUUGCAAACAUUUUUUUGGGUUUGAUUCAAGGCUGGUCGUACUUCAAACCUUUCGAUGCCGCCAACUUUGUUGAUGCUUACAUUUUACUCCCCUUCUUCAUCAUCUUGUUCGUUUUUUUGAAGAUUGUCAACAAGACCUCUUUCAUCAAGUUGGAAGAGAUAGAUCUUGACGACGGAAGAAGGAAGGAUUUAGAGUGA